CUUGCAGCUAGCAUCAUGGCGUGGCCGUGCAUCACGCGGGCCUGCUGCAUCGCCCGCUUCUGGAACCAGCUAGACAAGGCGGACAUCGCCGUGCCUCUGGUUUUCACCAAAUACUCGGAGGCCACCGAGCACCCGGGCGCCCCACAGCAGCUGCCGCCGCCUCAGCUGCCGCCGGCGCAGCCCCCCUCGGCGCGCGCGGUCGCCAUAGAGACGCAGCCCGCCCAGGGCGAGUUGGAUGCAGUUGCCCGGGCAACAGGGCCGGCGCCAGGGCCUAGUGGCGAACGCGAGGCGGCCGCCGCCCCCGGCCGGGGCGGGUCAGGCCCCGGCCCCAGCUCAGGCUCCGCCUCCAGCACAGGGCCCGCGGACUCUGUGAUGCGUCAGGACUACCGCGCCUGGAAAGUGCAGCGGCCAGAGCCCAGCUGCCGGCCGCGCAGCGAGUACCAGCCGUCCGACGCGCCCUUCGAGCGCGAGACCCAGUACCAGAAGGACUUCCGGGCCUGGCCGCUGCCGCGCCGCGGAGACCACCCGUGGAUCCCCAAGCCCAUGCAGAUCCCCGCGUCCUCCGCGCCUGUUCUCGGGGCGCCCAAGCGCCGGCCGCAGAGCCAGGAGCGCUGGCCCAUGCAGGCUGCUGCCGACGCCCGGGAGCAGGAAGCCGCUGGCGGAGCCGGUCGCCCGGCGGCCGGAAAGGCAUCGGGUGCGGACGAGCACGACACCCGCAGGAAGGCCGGGCCGGCCUGGAUGGUGCGCCGCGACGAGGGGCAUGGGCAGGAGCAGAUGCCGGUGCCCACUGCCCAGGCCCAGGCCCCGGCCGAAGAGGGUCGUCCCGCGGCCGGAAAGGCGUCGGGUUCGGAUGAGCGCGACACCCGCAGGAAGGCCGGGCCCGCCUGGAUGGUGACUCGCGCCGAGGGGCUGGGGCCCGAGCAGACGCCGGUGCCCACUGCCCAAGCCCAGGCCCCGGCCGAAGAGGGUCGCCCCGCGGCCGGAAAGGCGUCGGGUUCGGAUGAGCGCGACACCCGCAGGAAGGCCGGGCCCGCCUGGAUGGUGACUCGCGCCGAGGGGCUGGGGCCCGAGCAGACGCCGGUGCCCACUGCCCAGGCCCAGGCCCCGGCCGAAGAGGGUCGCCCCGCGGCCGGAAAGGCGUCGGGUUCGGAUGAGCGCGACACCCGCAGGAAGGCCGGGCCCGCCUGGAUGGUGACUCGCGCCGAGGGGCUGGGGCCCGAGCAGACGCCGGUGCCCACUGCCCAGGCCCAGGCCCCGGCCGAAGACGGUCGCCCCGCGGCCGGAAAGGCGUCGGGUUCGGAUGAGCGCGACACCCGCAGGAAGGCCGGGCCCGCCUGGAUGGUGCGCCGCGCUGAGGGGCUGGGGCCCGAGCAGACGCCGCUGCCCACAGCCCAGGCCGGAGGCCCGGAGGGUGGCAAGGGACGCGCGGCUGCGGACGCCCUCAACCGGCAAAUCCGCGAGGAGGUGACGAGCGUAGUGAGCAGCUCCUACAGGAAUGAAUUCAGAGCCUGGACGGACAUCAAGCCUGUGAAGCCGAUAAAAGCCAAGUCUCAGUACAAGCCCCCGGACGAUAAGAUGGCUCACGAGACCAGCUACAGUGCCCAGUUCAAGGGGGAGGCGAACAAGCCGACUGCGGCCGACGCCAAGGGCACGGAGCGCAGGCGGAUACGCAGCCUCUACAGCGAGCCCUUCAAGGAACCCCCGAAGGUGGAGAAACCUAGUGUUCAGAGUUCCAAACCAAAAAAGACCUCAGCGAGCCAUAAGCCUCCGAGGAAGGCCAAAGACAAGCAGGUGGUGUCGGGCCAGGCCGCCAAGAAAAAGAGCGCAGAGGGCCCCGGCGCCGCCAAACCCGACGACAAGGAGCAAAGCAAAGAGAUGAACAAUAAACUGGCUGAGGCGAAAGAGAGCCUGGGCCAACCUGCCAGUGACUCAAGCAAGAAUCAAGGUCCUGGAGCCACAGAGCCAUGCAAGGAUCAAGGUCCUGUGGUCCCAGCACCAGGCAAGGAUCAAGGUCGUGCAGUCCCUGGGCCCCUAAAGAAGGAGGGCCCUGUGAUCUCAACACCAGUCAAGGACCAAGCUUCCCCGGGCCCGGUGCCUCCAAAGAAUCAAAGUCCAGUGGCCGCGGCAGGAGUUACAGAGCAAGGUUCCAGCACGUCCCAGGAUCACCGGCCUGCAGGCCCUGAGCCCGUGAAGAAUCAGGGCCCCGUGGUUCCAGCACCUGCUAAAGAUCAGGGUCCCAGGGGCUCAGCACCUCUCAAGGACCAAGAGCCCCCGGUCCCAGGGAACCUGCAGGCUCCAGGUGCCGUGGUCCCAGCACCUGUGAAGAAGGAAGACCCCGUGGUCUCUGAGCCUGUGAAGGAGCGAGGUGUAGUGGCACCCGAGCCAGCCAAGGACCAGGGAGUAGGCAUCUCAGAGCUUCUGAAGGGUCACGAUGCUGUGGCGGCGGCACCUGCGGAAAAGCAGGGUCCCCUGGUCCCCGAGCCUGGGAAGACGCCAGCCCCCACUGUCACGGCCAAGGACCCGGGUCCUAUGGUCCCUGAGCCCAUGAAGACACAGGUCCCCACUGUCAUGGCCAAGGACCCGGGUCCCAUGGUCCCUGAGCCCAUGAAGACACCGGCCCCCACUGUCACGGCCAAGGACCUGGGCCCCCUGGUCCCCGAGCCUGCGAAGACGCCGGCCCCCACUGUCACGGCCAAGGACCCAGGUCCCAUGGUCCCUGAGCCCAUGAAGACACCGGCCCCCACUGUCACAGCCAAGGACCCGGGCCCCCUGGUCUCUGAGCCCAUGAAGACACCGGCCCCCACUGUCAUGGCCAAGGACCUGGGUCCCCUGGUCCCCGAGCCUGUGAAAACACAGGCCCCCACUGUCACGGCCAAGGACCCGGGCCCCCUGGUCCCCGAGCCUGUGAAGACACAGGCCCCCACUGUCACGGCCAAGGACCCGGGCCCCCUGGUCCCCGAGCCUGUGAAGACACAGGCCCCCACUGUCACGGCCAAGGAUCCAGGUCCCCUGGUCCCCGAGCCUGUGAAGACACAGGCCCCCAUUUUUACAGCCAAAGACCCAGGUCCCCUGGUCUCCGAGCCUGUGAAGAUGCAGGCCCCCACUGUCACAGCCAAGGACCUGGGUCCCCUAGUCCCAGAGCCCGUGAAGACGCCGGCCCCCACUGUCACGGCCAAGGACCCGGGUCCCCUGCUCCCCGAGCCUGUGAAGAUGCAGGCCCCCACUGUCACGGCCAAGGACCCGGGUCCCCUGGUCCCUGAGCCCAUGAAGAUGCCAGCUCCUGUCAUCCCAGUGCCUCUGCAGGAUCAAGAUCCUCUGGUGCCAGCACCUGCAAAGGACCCAGGUCCUGUGGUCCCUGAACCUCUGAAGACUCAAGGGCCCAGGGGCCCUCAGCUGCCCACUGUCUCACCUCCACCCCCAGUCGUGAUCCCAACUGUCCCCCACGCAGAAUAUCUCGAGGGUUCCCCUUGAUGCUCACGCCUCGGUGUGCCCAUGAAGGCGCUGGCAGUGGAAGUGCUCCCCUGCCGGUGGCAGGGAAGACACACAUUUACUCUGCAUGAAACGUGCCCUACUGUCCUGCUGGAAGCUAAUAAAACUGGCCCCCUGGCUCAG
This is a messenger RNA of Lepus europaeus (European hare), 3612 nucleotides long. It is a transcript of the gene MAP6, whose product is annotated as microtubule associated protein 6. Gene Ontology annotation, cellular component: dendrite; microtubule; Golgi-associated vesicle. Gene Ontology annotation, molecular function: calmodulin binding; microtubule binding. The transcript is spliced from 4 exons. Bases 16 to 3471 code for a protein of 1151 amino acids. Gene Ontology annotation, biological process: cytoskeleton-dependent intracellular transport; positive regulation of axonogenesis; microtubule cytoskeleton organization. The record is from RefSeq and is a predicted model, not a curated record. NCBI's taxonomy places the organism in Eukaryota, Metazoa, Chordata, Mammalia, Lagomorpha, Leporidae.